Molecule: messenger RNA, 909 nt
Organism: Dictyostelium discoideum AX4
Lineage: Eukaryota; Evosea; Eumycetozoa; Dictyosteliales; Dictyosteliaceae
Exons: 2
Coding region: 1-909 (302 amino acids)
Source: RefSeq, a predicted model, not a curated record
AUGAAAAUAAAAUAUUUACUUUUAUUUAUUACAAUAUUUUUAGUAUUUGUUAAUUGUGAAAUAGAAGGAUUAUGUGAUGAUGGUGAUCCAUGUACAAUUGAUAGAUUUAAAAUAUUAAGAUGUGAACAUUUACAAAAAUGUCAAGCAAAAGAUUUAUGUGAAACUGUAACAUGUAAUAGAAGACAGGGUGGAAAUUGUACGGUUACACCAAGAUGUCAUGCAAGAACUUUAUGUGAACAAGCAUUGUGUGAUGUAAACACUGGUCAAUGUAUUUAUACACCAACAUGUAUUAGUGGUGAUCGUUGUAGUAUUGCAUCAUGCAAUGAAGAGACUGGUGAAUGUAAAAUUACACCCAAAUGUAAACCAGAGGAGAUUUGUGACGAACGUGGAUUUUGUGUCAAUUGUUCCGAUAAUAAUCCUUGUACCACUGAUUUUUAUUCACCCUAUUAUGGAAUUUGUAUUAAUAUUGUUAAUGAAUGGAUGAAUUGUGAAAACACUACUGAAUAUCAGAAAUGUCUAAAAGGUUGUAACACCAAUAAAUGUACAAAUGCAGUUUGUGAUAAACAAACCCUAAAAUGUAUCCAAAGUUAUAAAGAUUGUUCAGAUGGAAAUUUAUGUACCGCUGAUGUAUGUGAUAAUGAUUUGGGUUGUAUACAUAACAAUGUUAGUUGUGAUGAUGGUAAUCCAUGUACUCAGGACUUUUGUGAUAAUGAAUAUGGCUGUCAUUAUAAACCUGAUCCAACUUGUGAUGGUCUUUCCUCAUGUUAUUCAAAUAAAGACUGUUCCGAUAAUUUGGAUUGUACAACUGACCGUUGUGAAUAUGGUAAAUGUACUCAUAGUUUUAAUUGUGGUUUCGAUCAAUUAUGUAAUAAAUCAUAUAAAUGUGAAAAGGUUAGAUUCGAAAACUAA